AUUGUCAUUUUUCUCCUCUCCACCCUACAGGCAACCAUGAAUGUGUCCAGAGUCAACACUGUGACUGAAUUCAUACUCCUCAGUUUUCCCUGCUCCAGGGAGAGGCAGGGCUUUCUCUUCGUGCUCUUCUCUGUGUCUUACAUCCUGACACUGAUCAGCAAUGGGGUCAUUGUCUGUGCAGUGAAGCUGGAUCACAGGCUCCACACCCCCAUGUACUUUAUACUGGCCAAUUUCUCAUUCCUGGAGAUGUGUUAUAUCAGCACCACUGUUCCCAACAUGUUGAGGAACUUCCUAUCUGAGACCAAAACCAUCUCUUUCACUGCCUGUUUCCUCCAGAUGUACUUCUUCUUCUCCAUGGGCAUCACUGAGGCCUUCUUAUUGCCCCUCAUGGCUUUUGAUCGGUACUUAGCCAUCUGUAGGCCUCUCCAUUACCCUAACAUCAUGAGUGGUCAUCUCUGUAGGAACCUGGUGACCCUCUGCUGGGUAACUGGGUUCCUUUCUUAUCCAAUUCCUAUCUAUUUUAUCACACAACUCCCCUUCUGUGGCCCCAAUACCAUUGACCACUUUCUUUGUGACUCUGGUCCUCUUCUGGCACUGUCCUGCAUCCCUGCCCCUGGAAUUGAGCUUUCCUGUUCAAUAUUGAGUUCCCUUAUCAUCUUCAUCACCUUCUUCUUCAUCAUUUGGUCCUACACCCUGGUUCUCAGAGCAGUGUUGCGUAUGCCAUCAGCAGCUGGUAGACAUAAAGCCUUUUCCACCUGUGGUUCCCACCUAGCUGUGGUUUUUCUGUUCUAUGGAACCAUCAUGAUGAUGUACAUCAGCCCAAGUUCUGGAAACCAAAUUGGGAGCCAUAAGAUUAUAACCUUAAUGUACUCAGCAGUGACCCCACUUGUAAACCCUCUGAUCUACAGUCUCCGGAACAAAGACAUGAAGGCUGCCUUGAGAAAGAUUGUACAAUGUACAAAAAUUAGUCAAACCAAAUGAAAUGAGAUUAGAACCCAUGAAUGGACCAAGAGCAGACUAUUAUUUUUCCCCGUUUCUACUUACACUUAAAAUGAGUCAUCAACUAUUUGCACCUAGAAAUAC
This is a messenger RNA of Talpa occidentalis (Iberian mole), 1083 nucleotides long. Its product is annotated as olfactory receptor 11H6-like. The record is from RefSeq and is a predicted model, not a curated record. Gene Ontology annotation, molecular function: olfactory receptor activity; G protein-coupled receptor activity. The coding region runs from base 37 to 981 and encodes 314 amino acids. Lineage: Eukaryota; Metazoa; Chordata; Mammalia; Eulipotyphla; Talpidae. The transcript has a single exon. Gene Ontology annotation, cellular component: membrane. Gene Ontology annotation, biological process: G protein-coupled receptor signaling pathway.